Molecule: messenger RNA, 1647 nt
Organism: Penicillium macrosclerotiorum
Lineage: Eukaryota; Fungi; Ascomycota; Eurotiomycetes; Eurotiales; Aspergillaceae
Product: acyl--CoA ligase
Exons: 5
Coding region: 1-1647 (548 amino acids)
Biological process (GO): secondary metabolic process
Molecular function (GO): CoA-ligase activity
Source: RefSeq, a predicted model, not a curated record
AUGAUUUUUGAACCGGCGGAAAGGGUCGUUCUCCCCACGAAGGAUCUCCUGUCCUACAUUUUCGAUGAUCCACCAUACGACCAGGAUAAGCCUAUCUAUAUUGAUGCUCGAGACCCCAGAUGUUCGAUCUCCUGCAAUCAAGCCCGAAAAAUGAUUCGCGAGCUCAUCGCGGGUUUGAAGGCAUGUGGUCUUCGUCAAGGAGACUGUGUGCUGAUUCAUUCUUUCAAUGAUAUCAAUUACAGUAUUCUUGUGCUUGCAAUCAUUGGUGCCGGUGGAAUUUUCACCGGCUCAAACCCUGCAUACACGCCGAUGGAGCUUGGACAUCACAUUAAAGCUUCCGAGAGCAAAUUCCUCAUCUCAGAGCCAGAAAUCCUCAAAAACAUCCUCAAGGCAGCGGAACAGACUGGCAUUCCCGAAGAAAAUAUCUGGAUCUUUGACAAUCUAGGCCAGUCCAUCCCGUCAUCUGGGAAAUCUUGGAACGAAUUGCGCAAAUUCGGAGAGCAGGACUGGAUCAGAUUUAAUGACUUAGAAACGGCACAAACAACCACAGCUGCAAGGCUAUUUAGCAGCGGAACGACUGGGCUUCCAAAGGCAGUGACUAUCACUCACUACAACCUGAUUGCACAACAUGAGCUUGUUCUUGGGGCCGACCCGCGUCCUUAUCCUAUCUCACGAAUCAUUGCCGUUCCAGUUUUUCAUGCGUCUGCAGCCCCGGUGACCCAUAUUUCCACCCUCAAGGCAGGAUCCGUGGCAUAUGUGAUGCGAAGGUUUGAUUUAACGGAGUAUCUCAAGACGGUUGAGAAGCAUGACAUCACAGAUUUGGCCAUGGUGCCACCAAUAGUCAUCGCGAUUUUGAUGUCACCUGAUUCUCAGAAGCGACCUUUUUUGAAAAAAGUUCGGCUCGCCGCUUGUGGAGCUGCACCUCUUGAUAAAACCGUACAAGCUCGGUUUCGGGCUUUGAUGGGAGAUGGAAGCCCGUUCAACCAAGUUUGGGGAAUGACAGAGACAUCAUGCGUCGCGACGAUGUUCCGAUUUCCAGAGCAUGAUGAUACGGGCUCGGUUGGGCGCUUGAUACCGAAUCUUGAGGCCAAACUCAUUGAUGAGAAAGAGACCAAUAUAUCGGCGUAUAACGUUCGUGGCGAAUUGUGUGUGCGAGGCCCGACUGUAACCCCUGGUUAUUACAAGAAUGCGGAAGCCAACGCACAAUCCUUUGAUUCAGAAGGCUGGUUCAAGACAGGUGAUAUAGCAUAUUGUGACCGAAUGACGCGAAAAUGGUAUAUUGUGGACCGCAGAAAAGAGCUGAUCAAGGUACGCGGGUUUCAAGUAGCACCGCCUGAGUUAGAGGCGGUGCUUUUAUCACAUCCACAGAUUGUCGAUGCGGCUGUCAUUGGGAUUGCGGCUUUGGAAGGGGAUAGUGAGUAUCCCCGAGCAUACGUCGUGCGGAGACCAGGAAACGAGGGCCAGAGCCUCACAGAGAAAGAAGUCCAAAACUUCAUCCUUGAGCGACUUGCCAAGUAUAAAGCAUUGAGAGGAGGAGUGAAAUUUGUCGGAGCAAUUCCGCGAAACCCAAGUGGGAAAAUACUCAAAAGGAUUCUCCGGGAACAGGCCAAGAAAGAAAUUGAAGGUGGACUCAAACCGAAUUUGUAG